AUGGAGUUCAUUGACGAAGCUGUCCAAUCCUUCCUCUGUAAGGAUGGACAACCCCUACCUCGCAUCACCCUUGGUGCCGUGGAUCGAGAUGGAACACUACACUACGCAAAGUGUUUCGGUGGUGACCAAGGGGAAGCUUGCAGAGCUGAUGAUGUGCACUGGAUUGCGUCCGCAACCAAAUUCAUCACAAGCAUCGCGGUCAUGCAAUGCAUCGAAAAGGGGCUACUGGACUUGGACGCAGACAUCUCUGCCAUCCUCCCUGAGUGGAAAGAUCCCAAGAUCUUGACUGGAUUCAAUGAGAAGAACGAGCCCCAAUUCCGACCAGCAAAAAGGCCUCUUACUCUUCGGCUUCUCUUAACCCACUCAUCUGGGAUGGCCUAUACUUUUAUGCAUCCGCUUUCGAUGCGCUACCAAGAGCUGGAAGGCGAGCGACCUCUGUUCCUGCAGACAAUCUCCUUCCAUACAUUUCUAGUAUUCGAGCCUGGAGAACAAUGGCUGUAUGGUCCUGGACUUGAGUGGGCUGGGUUGAUGGUCGAGCAUGUGACGGGCCACAAACUAGGUACAUAUAUGGAGGAAAACAUGUUUGAACCUGUUGGUGCCAGGGACAUUACUUUCCAUCUGAAUGAGAGAGAGGACCUCCGCGCCCGAAAGGUGAAGCUGUGGGAACGAGAUCAUCACCGACUCAGAGAGGUCACUGACUUCUGGAUGCCCGACCCUGUCAUAGACGACAUUGGAGGUGGCGGGAUCUACACAACUGUGCCUGAUCUGCUCAAGAUCUACCUCGGGGUGUUGCAGGGAAGACUGCUCCGACCCGAGACUUUGCAGCUGAUGUUCAAGCCACACCUUGAGAGCCGCAAGGGCUUCGAUAACCAAGAGGAUCACAUUCUGGCAAAUCGCAACGCAAUUUAUAACGCCGUGUCUAGCAAUGUCCCCGUCGACUACGGGCUUAGCGGUCUGCUUAACAUGAUUGACGUGCCCGGUGGCCGCAGCCAGUACUCGCUGUCCUGGUCCGGGCUCCCCAAUUGCUACUGGUGGAUCGACAUGAAGAAAGGCAUUGCUGGUGUGUACUUGUCCCAACUUCUACCCACGGGCGACCAAAGGGCUAUUGAUCUUCUGGCUGAGUUCGAGCGGGCCGUCUAUACAGUGCUAGGAUGA
Aspergillus novofumigatus IBT 16806 is the source of this 1155-nucleotide messenger RNA. Its product is annotated as serine hydrolase domain-containing protein. The coding region runs from base 1 to 1155 and encodes 384 amino acids. The transcript is spliced from 6 exons. The record is from RefSeq and is a predicted model, not a curated record. Lineage: Eukaryota; Fungi; Ascomycota; Eurotiomycetes; Eurotiales; Aspergillaceae.